AUGGCCAACCAAACUUUCUCGAUCCUCGGCAAGCGCAUCUCGCUCCUGCUCGGCGGUCUGCUCAUCGCCCUGGCGCUCGUAUUGCCAGCAUCCAGCGCGUUCGCUCAAGAUGCUCCAAAGAUCGCCUACGUCAACCUGCAGCGCGCGCUCAACGAGGUCGAGGAGGGCAAGAAAGCAAAGGCCAGCCUCAAGAAGGACUUCGAGAAGAAGCAGAAGGCGCUCAACGCCAAGCAGGAAGAACUCCAGAAGCUCAAAGAGGAGCUCGAGUCUGGCGGCAUGAUGCUCUCCGAAGAGGCCAAGCGCCAGAAGGUCAUGACCUUCCAGCAGAAGAUGUACGAGCUCCAGCAGGAGUACAUGCAGAUGCAGGGUGAGCUCGCACAAUCCGAGGCCAAAGAGACCCAGAAGAUCUUCGACAAGAUGGGCAAGAUCAUCGAGGAGAUCGCCAAGGAGCGCAAAUACGACCUCGUGCUCGAGAGCACCGAGUCCGCCAUCCUCUACGCCGGUGAGGGCAUGGACUUCACCGACGAGCUGAUCAAGCGCUACAACGCAAACAACAAGACAGACGCGACGUCACGCCAUGCGUGGCGCCGCGUCUUGUUGAUCGCGCUGACCGCUUGCCUGGGCGCCUGUGAUUGCGACGACAAGUUGCGCAAGAUGCUCAGUGACGGCAAAGGCGAACAACGUCGUGGGGAUACGAGAAAGGAUGGGAGCGAUCAGCCCAUAUCGUCCGAUCCCACAGAGACCGAGCCCAACGAGAGCUCCUCGCAAGCCAGCGCCUACGAGCUCGGCAGCGAGCUUCGGUCGGUCCUCUCCGAGUUCUCCACCCAAAAAGACAUCGAUUGGUACACGAUCACCUCCAGUGAGGAUCGUCUCAUCGAACUCACCGUGGACCCCACAGAGCCAUCACUCGAUCCCGUGAUCGUGCUCUCGGUGGGCGGCGAAGAGCUUCGUUAUGAUAUCGCCAGGGCGGGCGAGCCCGAGGUGAUCCCGGUGGUUUUGCUCGGCAGCCAGAGGUUGUUGCUGCGCGUCGAGGCAAAGGCUGGCGCCGGAAAGUACGCCAUCCGCUUCAAGAAGCGUUUGGCGGGCGGUCAGAUCGAGUCUGAACCCAAUGACCUUCCCGCUGUCGCCACUCGCCACGAGGCUCCUGGCGAGAUCGAAGGGUUUCACGAUCGUCCCCAGGAUACAGACCUGUAUCACCUGGUCUUCCCCGAGGUGCCCGAGGGUGAGGUCGCACUCUACGCGAUCGAGGUGAUCGCAUCGCGCGAGCUUGGCGAGCGCGUAUCGUUCAUGCUCACGCCAUCCGGCGAGCCGAUCAUGACCUCGCAGAUCGACCCCGAAGGUAAGAUCGCGCUCCCGAACCUCGCGAUCACCAAGGCGCGCCCCGACCUCUGGCUAAAGCUCGAGGGCACCGAGAAGUUCUCCAGAGAGCAGCCUUAUCGCGUCGUCGUGCGCGCAGUGAAGGCGGGGGAUCGCGCGGCCGGUCAGUUCUUUGACGCCGAGCCCAAUGAUAGCGCCGAGGCUGCUCAGGAGCUCCUCAUGGGCAACGAUCCGAUCCAGGUCGCGGGGUUCUUCCACCGCGCCGAGGAUAUGGAUUACUUCGCGCUGGUGUUGGGGGAUUCCGAAGCGACCACAGCUCCAGAUGGAGCACCCGCCGAGGAGAAGCCCGAACCCUCGAAACUUCCCGAUAAGUCGGAGAAGAUCCAGGACCUGUUCGGCGAUGAUAAGCCGACCGGGCUCGGUGCUGCGCCUGGACCUUCGCUCCCGCCGCUUCCCGUGAAGACGCCUCCGCCGCACGCGCUCAAGCUCGAGGUGAAGCCGCUCCGCGACGACCUCAAGUUGGUCCUGCGCUGGGGGGCAUCCGGCGAGGAGCGAACGCACCUGGCGACCACGGCUGGCGAGUCGAUCUCACUGUGCAACGUGCCGCUCUCGGCGGGGAAAUACCCCUUCGCCAUCGCGCCACAAUCACUCGGCGACAGGGCCGAGGGCGUCGAUGGUAAACCCGACUAUCGCGUGGUCAUCGAGGAUUUGCUCGCCGGUUCUCCCGAAGGCUCGGCUCGCGAGAUCGAGCCAAACGAGACCUUCGAGCAACCCGAUGCGCUCCCGCUCGGAGGCAAGGUGACAGGUUACCUCGCGUCGAGCGCAGAUCGCGACAUCUUCGCGCUCGAUAUCCUCGCCACAGAGGGAGCAGAUCCGCUGGCACCGGCGCCUUCGACGACGAUCGAGUUGGCCGCGCACCCGCUCGACACGAUCCUCAAGGUCUAUGAUGACCAGGGGCUCGUGUUGGCGGAGCAGGAUACGGGCGGGGCAGGGCGCGCCGAAAAGUUCACCUUCCGCCUGCCUCCCGGGCGCUACUUCGUGGAGGUGCGCUCCAAGCUCGGGUCUUCCUGCGAGCCUUAUCUUCUUGGCGCGCGUCGCUAG
Messenger RNA from Ostreobium quekettii, 2418 nucleotides. The record is from the annotation of a GenBank genome assembly. Lineage: Eukaryota; Viridiplantae; Chlorophyta; Ulvophyceae; Bryopsidales; Ostreobiaceae.